Messenger RNA from Macrosiphum euphorbiae (potato aphid), 1896 nucleotides. Lineage: Eukaryota; Metazoa; Arthropoda; Insecta; Hemiptera; Aphididae. The record is from the annotation of a GenBank genome assembly.
AUGAUGGGCCUCAUAGCUCUUGACAUAUCAAAAGCGUAUGAUACUACCUGGCGCCCCCGUAUUGUUAAAAUAUUGUCAAACAUUAUCUGUAAAGGUAAUUUAUUCAACUUUAUACAGAACUUCCUUACCGACAGAACCUUCCAGGUGAAGUGCAACGGAAAACUAUCGAAAAUAUAUUCUCAAAAAAACGGCGUACCACAAGGAUCCACACUAUCGGUAUCGCUAUUCUUAUUAGCGAUUAAUGAUAUACCACUAGUUAUACAACCCCCGGUUAUGUGCACACUAUUUGCCGAUGACUUCAACAUAUUCUGCAGAGGCAUCAAUACAAAUAGAACUAUAAAUUACCUGCAGAAUGCAAUAACUGCACUACAAGACUGGUCUCUUGUCUCGGGUUUCUCUUUUUCAGUCGAAAAAUCACAAUGUACUUUCUUCACUAAUAAAAGAAAUGUUGUUAACACCACCAUAUAUAUGAACAAUAUUCCCAUACCAAUUAAAAACUCCAUCAAAAUAUUAGGCAUACUCUUUGAUUCAAGAAACACGUGGAUACCACAUCUCAAGACCAUCCGAAAGGACUCACUUCUAAGAAUGAAUACGCUAAAAUGCCUCGCCCACAGGUCAUGGGGAAGUCACUCCUCUAGUCUAUUACAAAUUUAUAAAGCACUCAUCCUAUCCAAACUCGAAUAUAACUCAUUCCUGUUCAUAAAAGCUAAGGCAACAGCACUCAAAAUGUUUGAUACCAUACACAACACAGGGUUAAGACUCGUUACCGGAGCCUUCCGCUCCAGCCCGAUUCCCAGCGUGCUCAAUACAGCUGGAGUAGCCCCACUCGACAUCAGGAGAGUCCACAGCUCCAUAUUACUAGCAACCAGACGCACUCAAAAUAACCUCAAGGUAAUGAAUCAAAUCAAUGACACCCUUAAAGACAUACCAUUCUCCCACCUGGACGUUAUCAAGAACGAAACCAUACAGACGGCCCCUUGGCUAUUAAAUAUCCCAAUCAACAGAGAACUAAGUAAAUAUUCGAAGAACGACACCGCCCCCAUAAUUUACAAACAACAUCUACGUUCAAUCAUCUCCGGGUUCCACGAUUUUACUGAAAUUUAUACGGAUGGUUCCAAAACGGAAAACGGUGUUGGAGCAGCUGUAGUAAUCCAGGACCACGUAUCUAUGCUGAGACUCCCCAACUUUUGCUCAAUAUACACAGCUGAAGCAACUGCAGUUUCAUUUGCCUUAGACCUAAUUAAAACUAAUCACAUACACAAAGCAGUAAUCCUCAGUGACUCACUUAGUACCUUGAGGAGUAUUGAAAAUAUCUACAAUCCAAACGAGAUCUCCAGGAAAAUCCAGAACCAGAUCUAUAACCUUACACACACCGGCUACUCAAUUACCUUAUUAUGGAUACCCAGUCACAAUCAAAUUCAGGGAAAUGAAAGAGCUGACCAAAAAGCACGCCAAGCAAUUACAUCAACGGAUGCCAUUAGACUUAAUCAUUUCACCCUACACGACGCCAAACUCAUAACUAGUAUAAUAAAUAACAACAUAUGGCUACGGGCAUGGAAACAAGGUACAUCCAAAUUAAACGAAAUUAAAAAUACCAUCCACACAUGGCCUUCUCCACCAGACUUCACAAGGAAAAUGGAAACCUCAGUCAACAGAAUCCGUAUAGGACAUACAUCACUAACACACCAGUAUCUGAUGAAGAAGGAAGAUCCACCCCUAUGUGCCAGCUGCGGUACCCCUCUCUCAAUAAAACAUAUCAUAACCGAAUGUCUUGCAUACGAAACUGAGAGACGGGAAGCAGGCAUCUCAAGCAUUCUGUCAGAAGCCCUCCACCCAGACAACAUAAGACAAAUAAUAAUCUUUAUUAAUAAGUCCAACCUUAUAAAUAGUAUUUGA